This is a messenger RNA of Penaeus chinensis, 2166 nucleotides long. Its product is annotated as probable thiopurine S-methyltransferase. Lineage: Eukaryota; Metazoa; Arthropoda; Malacostraca; Decapoda; Penaeidae. Gene Ontology annotation, molecular function: thiopurine S-methyltransferase activity. The coding region runs from base 24 to 770 and encodes 248 amino acids. The transcript is spliced from 5 exons. The record is from RefSeq and is a predicted model, not a curated record.
GGCAAUUACAGAUAGGCAUUCGGAUGAGAGCAGUCCAUCGUCUGCUCCUCAGAGUCUUCGCGUUAACACGUUGUUCCUCCCCCAAAAUGAGUGAAAUAAACCGUCUGGACACAUGGAAUGAAAGGUGGGAGAAAGGCAGAACCGGCUGGCACAAGAGUGACGUUAAUUUUGCUCUAAAGAAUCACGGAAAGAUGCUUUUGCCGACUCCCGGACGCCGAGUGCUACUGCCCCUGUGUGGAAAGUCCCUCGAUCUAAAAUGGUGCUAUGAUGAAGGGCAUCAUGUUGUUGGCAUUGAAGGAGUUGAAAAGCCAGUUGCAGAUUUCUUCACUGAACACAAUAUUCCCUUCAGUGUAGACCAAUUAUCAUGGGCAAAAUUAUACAAGUCUGAUGAUAGUCGGCUUCAACUCUAUUGCUGCGACCUAUUCAACAUUGAUGUAGAGGCAAUAGGAAAGUUUGAUUCUGUGUUCGACAGAGGGUCAUUAGUUGCCAUCUAUGAAGAGGAUAGAGAAAGAUAUGCUGAACUAAUGAAAUCCAUACUCAGUAAUGACUUCCGUUACCUGGUCAAUCUGGUUCAGUAUACUCCUACUGAGACUUUUAAUGGACCACCAAGGAAUGUCCCAACUGCUCAUGUACAGAAGCUUUUUGGAGAUAGAAUCAGCAUUGAAGUUUUGGAGACCCUUGAUAGGACAGAAGAGGAUCCCAAAGUUAAAGGAAGUUGGGGUUUGGAUUCCAUGUUUGAAGUUGUGGCCUUGCUCACUCCCAAGCAAUAGGUUUUAGGCCUAUUUCCAAAUGUAUAAGUUUCUCUUAUGGUUUCCUAAGAUCAGUUCCCAGUCCAGUGAUUUGCAUUUUUAUUCAUUUAUGAUUUAUUUGUUAUCAAAAGAUAUAUAUUUUCUUGUAACAGAAUGAUUGAGAUGAAUAUCAUUCAAUAUAUGAAAUGUGUGAAGUUUUUAAUUAUUUAUCUUUAUAUUGUGAACUUAUUCAGACAUGCUGAAAGUGUACAUUAUGCAAAGAAUCAACCAUUUUAUCAAUAACAAUCAAGUUUUUAUCUUUUAGGAUAUAGUCUUCACCUUUCAUAGAAUAGUUCAAAUAAAUAACAAGUAAAAUGAAGGUUCAUUAUAUUGCAUAAUAAUUGUUUACCAAUUACUACAUAUCUAUCCUUGAAAAAAAAUAUAUUGGUUAGUGUUGUUACAGUAAUUUUACAGUGCAUUUAUGCCAGUUUUGUUAUUUUACAUUUUUUUGAAUGGAUCAGAAAAUCGUCCAUGCUGCUCAGAGUUUCACAUCUUGAGCAAUUUUUGAUGGUAAAAGAUGUCUGUGUUUUUCCUCCUCACUUAUGAAGGUGUCUAGUAAUAACUAUAAAUAUAUUUCUAUAGUUCUCUGUGUUGAGCACAUUGAAAAUUCUUUAGUAGUAUUUUUAUAAAAGUAAAAAAGAUAUGCAGUCUACGUAUAUAUUUUUUUUUAUCAAUAUAUUAUACUCUUAGAAAAGAUGUUAUGCAUCAGUAAUAUUACUCAUUAUUUAUUAGCAGUAAGUCACAUGGGCAGUACUUAUACCAGAAAACUGUUUGAUCACUUAUAGCUCUUUUUAGGACAUAUUAGUACAUGUGCCCAGAUGGUCAUUGUUUUUGCAUCAGUGUGUUACAUCAUGUCUUCUACCAAGAGGAGAUUUGUGUUUGGAAGUAUAUUUUCAUUAAAAGUUUCCAGUAGGGAAGUGUUAAAUGUGUUGUUACCAAAGCCUUUGUCUUUCUUUGGUAUUACUUGAAAAUAUAUAAUGCUAAUUGCAUAAAGUUUGCUGAAUUUUAUCAUUGUUUUAAUAAGGUGCACAGUGUGUAUAUAUACAAUAUAUGAUUUCAUGGUUGUGUAGAUAGUCUUUUACAUUAUUUCAGUUCAGGGAUUUCCUUUUGUAAGGUCUUCAUAACAUUUUAGAAUGAAUGUCUAUGUAAACUAUUAUAAACACUACUGCCCUAUUCUAAUGGGAUACAUGUAUAUAUAUCAUGAUUAAUUUUUUUAUUUGCUUUUUUCUUUGGACAUUACUGUAAAAAACAUGAUUUGAAAAUCUUUCAUUGUAACAAGUAUAUUUGUUGGUAAUACGUGCUUCUAUUUGGUGAGAUUUGGAAACAUACUGACUUAAUUUAGAAAAAAAAAAGUAUGAAAUAAAGUCAUGGAAUAAUG